Messenger RNA from Arctia plantaginis, 1608 nucleotides. Lineage: Eukaryota; Metazoa; Arthropoda; Insecta; Lepidoptera; Erebidae. The record is from the annotation of a GenBank genome assembly.
AUGUCACUUAUAGCCAGUUAUGUUUCUGGAGUCACGAUAAUGGGAACACCAGCUGAAAUAUAUAACUAUGGUGCGCAGUAUUGGCUAGUGGUCGUGGGAGUAGCGCUAAGCUGUAUUAUAGUCUGCAUCGUAUAUUUGCCGGUCUUCUGCACUCUAAGGCUUUCGUCUUCUUAUGAGUAUUUAGAGCUAAGGUUCAACAGACAUGUGCGCGCUGUCGCCUCGCUCCUGUUUUUGUUUGAUGAGGUGCUGUUUCUGCCUAUGGUGGUAUUCGUACCUGCAUUAGCUUUUAACCAAUUAACCGGAGCCAAUGUUUUUGCCGUCGGUGGCAUAAUGGUCCUUAUUUGUGGCGUCUAUACAGUUUUAGGUGGUCUUCGAGCAGUGGUAUGGACAGACUCAGUGCAGACUGGCCUAAUGUUUCUGGGCGUGGUUCUCGUUGCGGUCGCCGGAACAAUCGCUGUCGGGGGAUUUGCGUCAGCGUUUGAGAUAGCCAGUGUCUCUGGCAGAAUAGAACUGACCAAUUGGAGCUUCUCACCGCUCGAGCGCCAAACGGGAUGGGGCGCGGUGAUCGGUGGAUGUAUAUACUGGACGUGUUUUAACUCCGUCAACCAGACCAUGGUGCAGCGAUACAUUUCACUGGAUAGCAAGAAGAAGGCAGUUACCGCAAUAGGUAUAUUCGCCAUGGGUGCAGUGCUGGCGAUCACCCUCUGCGCGUGGUGUGGAAUCACGGCCUAUGUUGCGUGGGUGACCAGCGGUUGCGCUCCCGGUGCCACGCCUUUGGUGGAUGACAGAAUGUUGCCAUCUUUUGUUACCUACAUUGCAGACACACAAAACUUACCAGGGCUGUCUGGUGUUUUUCUGGCAGGAGUCUUUGGUGCUGGACUUAGCUCGCUAUCUGCAGUAUUAAACGCUUGUGCAUUGGUAAUAAUUGAAGACUUAUUACACGGCUGGCUGCAAAAACGAUAUAAACCAUUCAAUGAGGGAUUAAUUGCACGAGGUGCUACUGCAGUGUUGGCUGUCUUAUCAGUAAUCAUGCUGGUUGUUAUCCAAAAACUAGGUGGAGUUCUCGGUGUAGCAACAGCUCUGUCGGCGAUCGCCGCGAGCACGACGUGCGGGAUCUUCACGCUGGGCAUGGCGUGCUCGUGGGUGGGCCCGCGCGGCGCCGUGGCGGGCGCCGUGGGCGGCGCGCUCGUCACCAGCGUCGUGUCGCUCGGCACGCAGGCCGCCGCCGCCAGUGGCUUGAGAACUAUGCCCCUCAACUUCACUAUGCAGUGCCCCAAUGAAGUUGCCAAUAUUGACUUGGAUUUUGACCCUGAAACAAUAUUCCCACUAUUUCGCAUCUCGUACCACUGGGUGGCACCCAUCGGCCUAUUAGCAACUCUAAUAGUGGGUGCGGUAGUGGGGUGGUUGUUCGACGUGCAGGAGGAUAUCAAGAUGGACGCGGAGCUGUUCACGCCGCUGGUGUGGCGCUUCCUGCCGGCGCGCGCGCUGGAGGGCGCCGGCUCCACGCGCCGCGCGCUGCAGCGCGCCCACGCCGCCGCGCCCAUCGCCGCGCCGCUCAUUAUCUCCACUGUGGAUAAGAUUGAAAUGAACGGUGAGCUUAGUAGGUGA